Tribolium castaneum (red flour beetle) is the source of this 422-nucleotide messenger RNA. RefSeq lists its product as uncharacterized. The transcript has 4 exons. Gene Ontology annotation, cellular component: intracellular membrane-bounded organelle; membrane. Gene Ontology annotation, molecular function: heme binding. The coding region runs from base 32 to 358 and encodes 108 amino acids. The record is from RefSeq and is a predicted model, not a curated record. NCBI's taxonomy places the organism in Eukaryota, Metazoa, Arthropoda, Insecta, Coleoptera, Tenebrionidae.
UCUUGUCGAAAUGGACGCGCGAUGAGAGCAAAUGGCGGCUAAUGUUUAUUCAAAGGACGAAGUGGCACAACAUGAUGGUAAAGACGGACGCAAAGUUUGGAUUAUUUACAAGGAUGCUGUCUAUGACGCGACUGGUUACGACCACCCUGGAGGCUUUGAAUUGAUCAUGGAAUGGGCGGGAAAAGAUGCGACAAUUGCCUUUGAUAAUGCCAAUCAUAGUAAUGCAGCAAGACGCGAUUUGCAAGAACGGAAAAUCGGAGAAUUAAGAAUGAGCGAUCGUUCGCAGAGACUAAGAGGUGCAAGUGCUAGGGCACUGAAACGUGGAGAAUCAGUAAGAGACCCUAGAGGAAGCAGCUGAAGCACAAAAAAAUACUGUAAUACGUAACGUACACGGUAGACAAUAAACCAUACUUUUUAAUCAA